Molecule: messenger RNA, 1542 nt
Organism: Thecamonas trahens ATCC 50062
Lineage: Eukaryota; Apusomonadida; Apusomonadidae
Exons: 1
Coding region: 1-1542 (513 amino acids)
Source: RefSeq, a predicted model, not a curated record
AUGGUGAAUCCGGGCGAGCCGCCGUCGCCGACCAAGCCUUCGCCCGAGGGCAAGCAUCGGUCGAGCCGGCUCGCCACCGGCUCGCCCAAGUUCCGCAGCAAGCGCAGGGACGACGGUGCGGCUUCGUCCGACUCGGCCUCAUCGUCGUCGGCAGCGACCGGGCGGCCCAAGGUCCCGGCGCGGUCGCGUGCCCCCUCGAUCUCGUUCUCGGGUGAUGAGGGCGGUGGAUCGUCUGCCAGCGGCAUGCCGCGUGCCCGCGGCUGGUCCGCGCUCGAGGACGACCUCGGUGCCAUCGAGGCCGGUGUGGCAGUGGUUCAGGCCAAGCGCGCGGCGAUGGCGCCGCCGCCGCCGCCGACCUCGGCCCGCGCCUCGCGCGCUAUCUCGCCCGCGUUCAUCGCUGACCUCGACACGCAGCUUUCGGUGGGCUGUGCCCCGCCGUCGCCUGACGCCGCACUCCUGGCCUCGCGCGCGCUGCUCGCCGACCUCCUCGACGACGCCGCCGGCGACGACGAGUUCCUUGACAUGACCGACCCAUCGUCGUUUGACUUUACCUCAGACGACGAGGGCUCGCUCCUCGGCCUCGACACCGACUGGUCGGGCAUCGGCCACGAGCUCAACAUCUCGGCGACGUCGCCGCUGGUGCUCUCAAGCGACGACGCCGAGUCGCAACACGGCCCUGUCCCGCAUCUUGCUUCCGAUGCCGAUGCCUACGAGGCCUUGCUGCAUGAGGUCCCACUGCCGGCCGAAGCCGACCCCAAGGGCGUGCUGGACCUCGUCACCGCUUUUGCCGACUUUGCCGCAUGGCCCAACGCCAACUCGGCCAUUACCGAGGAGUUUGGCAAGAUUCCGCGCGACUUGCAGUCGCUGCAUGGACUCAAGGGCGCGCUGGAGGACAACGAGGAGUGUCUCCCGCCCGAGCUCGAACCGCAGCUAGCGGCCUUCCUUGCCGACGUCGCCUUCCGCACCCCAGCAGACGUCGCGGCGUGGCGGGCCGAGCAGGGGCUGGCACCGUCUGCGUCACCGCCUCGCCGCCGCCGCGCCUCGUCCAUUCUACGCUCCUCGAUCGUCACCUCGCUCCACCGCUACAUCGGAGCCUUUCAGGCGGCAUCCAAAGCGCUCGACGUCCACGCCCGCACCGCCUCCCUCGCCUCGGUCCGUGACCUGCUCAAGGUUGUCGUCGAGGCCAUCAACGGUGCGGCGGCCUGCCUCGUCGAGCUCGACCACCCGGAGAUGAUGACCGCCGACGAGCUCAAGGCACCCGCCGCCGCCCUCCUCCGCGCCGCCCGGCCGCUCUUUGACGCCGCAGACGACUACCACGCCGUCACACCGCCGUUCACCGCCGCACACGCCCAGCUCAAGGCCGUCGUCGCCAACCUCGUCGAGGAGGCCAACACCUGGUAUGCCGUCGACUCGCUCGCCGUCUCCACCCUCGCUCUUGCCCGUGACGACCUCUCCCCGCACUCGCAGCGGCUCAUCGACACUGAGCGCAUCACCCGCGUGCGCCUCUUGUCCUCGAGCAAGGCGGCCCUCGUCACCGUGUAG